CGCUCAGAAAAUAUAUUUUCGUUCCACUCCCGUCGGUGCUGGCAUCACAUACUCGUUGUUUUUAGUGCUGUGGGGACGGACAAAUGCCGUCGCGUAAUUCGCGCAUCUCGAAUGCGUCAGCUCAAUAUUUGCGCACGGAGUUGGACGAGGUGGCAGAAGUGGAGACGCGAGUGCAGCAUCAACGGUGGUGGUCUCUUCGCUUCGAGCAUCCGGUCAUGGAGCAGCGUUUUCAGAUUUACUACGAAGAGUCCUCGAUCGUGUCAAGCAAGUGGGCCUGCGGUGUCACGCUGGGAUCGGCUGCUGCGCUUCAAGCUGCUGUUUUCUACGAUACAUUUACUCUUAAGUCGCACGAGAGGACCCCCUGGGUGUUUGUUGAUAUCGCGGUUGCCGGCAAUGCUCUUCUACUGCUACUCUGGGGCAUUUUUCUUUGGACAGCUCGCCGACGCAAACGCCUUGGUGCUUACUUUCAGAUCAUGAUUUUUGUGCUAGGAUUGAGCAUGCUCUUGCUCAUUCUCGUUCUUGGGUUACCAUUAGCAGCAUACGAGACCGAAGCUGCCAGUAUCAGUGAACAACAGGACCUGAAAAUUCUAGCUGAGCUGGAUGAAGCUAGAAAAGCGCACGAUGUUACUCGAACAAUGUUUUUCCUGUUGAUGCUUCUUGGGGCUAUUGCCACGACAUGGUCCGCUCAAUUUCUCGCUUACUGCGCCUUAGCGACGUGCACGUUGUUCGCACUUGGAGGGUGGAUUAUCGGCUGUUCGGACUAUCUUCGACGUCAAUGGCACCUUGUUGCACUCUUCAUCUGCAGUUUGUUUCUUCUUGGCAGAGUUAUUUAUUGUGGAGAACGCAACUUGAGAAAUAAAUUCCUUCGGGCACGUCGUUUAAUGCUAGAAAAUCUCAAGCUUUCUCGACAAAACUCCGUUAUGCAUCAACAACUGAGCUGCCACGUUAAUGCUGUUGGCAUUGGGAACGGACGUCAUAGUGAGUCUCGGGCUGCUACCUCCAACGGUGGGAGCCGUGUUCUUCCGCAAAAACAAAGAUCAAAGAUUCGACCUAAGAAUGGUCAUGCUACGUCGGACCCGCCAGCAAUAGGCGAAAGCUGGAUGGAAAAUGUGCUCCGAAGCCUUGUACAGUUGCGUCAGCGGCUUCAAGACGAUGAACAGACCACCGGUGAACUGGAUUUUGUUUUACAAGCGCUGACUUCUGAGCAUGAUCUCUUCCUCGAUACCUGGUCUCGUCAACGACGUGUGCCUGCUGGAGAAAAAGCAGGCACAGGUUGGUUGUCUCUCCUUGAAGAAAAGCGCAAUCGACGACGCAAAACUGAAGGCAAGCAGCAACAGAUCCCUUCAACUCUGGCAUUUCUGACAAAAGCUCUUCGGCGAACCUCCUCAGGAUCUCGAAUGACAGUGCUCACAUUACUUGAAAAUUAUCUUCCACCUCCUGGUGAUAACAAGUCGAGUGAACAGAAAUAUUGGCCACCAGAUGAAUUGCUAUCCCUCUCCGCUACUUGCCAAGAACUAGACUUGUUCGCCUUUGCGCAGUCCUGCACCGUGCCACUCACAACAUUGCUACUCACGACACUUGAAAGCCACAAUGUAUUUGUCACUCUUCCGUUGCGGAUUGAAAGUGUUGCCGAUUUUGCUCAAGAGAUUGAGCAUCGCUAUCAGCCCAAGAAUCCUUACCACAAUGCACUGCACGCAGCUUCAGUCCGGAGUGGUGCCCCAGCAGUGCGUGGCGGUAGUGCCUUUACGGCGGCCACCCACGGGAAGCCAGGUGUGAAGAAGGGUAAAUGCUUCAACUGUGGGAAGCGUGGUCACUUCAAGAACGAAUGCAAGGCGAAGAAGCGACUCAUCGGUGCAUCUGGCGGUGGGAACAACAGCCAAGGUAACAGCGGUGGCGCAGAGAGCGGUUUUGUCUUCAUGACGGGCGCGCGUGUACUACUGUCUGGUCUGAGCAAGAUGGACACAAACGUUGUCGUUACGACGGCUAAUGGGAUGAAGCUAAACGCGACGCAUCGGGAGAAAGCGCACUUGCCACUGGCUACUGGCAGAAUGUGCACUUUGGAUCACGUCCUGUUUGUGCCUGGGCUGCAACACAAUCUCGUCAGUCUUAGCGAGGUCGGAACUGCAGGGCUUGCGGCCACGUUUGAUCAUGAGCGAUGCGUGAUUACCAGCGGCAAGUCCAAGCUGGUAGCAACUCGACGAAGCAGUGGUCUGUAUGUUGUGGAAGUGCCCAGUACUAUCCGUAAUGCAUGA
This is a messenger RNA of Phytophthora nicotianae INRA-310, 2252 nucleotides long. RefSeq lists its product as hypothetical. Gene Ontology annotation, biological process: signal transduction. The record is from RefSeq and is a predicted model, not a curated record. The coding region runs from base 84 to 2252 and encodes 722 amino acids. NCBI's taxonomy places the organism in Eukaryota, Oomycota, Peronosporomycetes, Peronosporales, Peronosporaceae. The transcript has 4 exons. Gene Ontology annotation, molecular function: 3',5'-cyclic-nucleotide phosphodiesterase activity; zinc ion binding; nucleic acid binding.